Molecule: messenger RNA, 918 nt
Organism: Pichia kudriavzevii
Lineage: Eukaryota; Fungi; Ascomycota; Pichiomycetes; Pichiales; Pichiaceae
Exons: 1
Coding region: 1-918 (305 amino acids)
Biological process (GO): mitochondrial ATP transmembrane transport; mitochondrial ADP transmembrane transport
Cellular component (GO): mitochondrial inner membrane
Molecular function (GO): ATP:ADP antiporter activity
Source: RefSeq, a predicted model, not a curated record
AUGUCUGAACAAAAGAUCCAAUCCAACUUCUGGACCGAUUUCUUAAUGGGUGGUGUCUCCGCUGCAGUUUCCAAGACUGCAGCAGCUCCAAUUGAAAGAGUCAAGUUAUUAAUUCAAAACCAAGAUGAAAUGAUCAAGCAAGGCAGAUUAGCAAGAAAGUACGAUGGUAUUGUCGAAUGUUUCUCUAGAACUGCUAAGGACGAAGGUAUUGUUUCCUUCUGGAGAGGUAACACUGCUAACGUUAUCAGAUACUUCCCAACCCAAGCAUUAAACUUUGCUUUCAAGGAUAAGUUCAAGAAGAUGUUCGGUUUCAAGAAGGAAGAAGGUUACUGGAAAUGGUUCGCAGGUAACUUGGCAUCUGGUGGUUUAGCCGGUGGUACUUCUCUUUUAUUCGUUUACUCUUUAGAUUACGCUAGAACUAGAUUAGCUAACGAUGCAAAGGCUGCUAAGGGUAACGGUGAAAGACAAUUCAAUGGUUUAUUCGAUGUCUACAAGAAGACCAUUGCUUCCGAUGGUAUUGCAGGUUUAUACAGAGGUUUCUUGCCAUCUGUUGUCGGUAUUGUUGUCUACAGAGGUUUGUACUUUGGUUUGUUUGAUUCCUUAAAGCCAGUUCUUUUAACCGGUUCUUUAGAAAACAACUUCCUUGCAGCUUUCUUGUUAGGUUGGCUCGUCACCACCGGUGCUUCCACCGCUUCUUACCCAUUAGAUACCGUUAGAAGAAGAAUGAUGAUGACUUCUGGUCAAGCUGUCAAGUAUAAGGGUGCUUUCGAUGCUUUCUCCCAAAUUGUUGCUAAGGAAGGUGUCAAGUCCUUGUUCAAGGGUUGUGGUGCUAACAUUUUGAGAGGUGUUGCAGGUGCUGGUGUUAUUUCCAUGUACGACCAAUUACAAGUUAUCCUUUUCGGUAAGAAGUUCAAAUAA